Cornus florida is the source of this 1958-nucleotide messenger RNA. Its product is annotated as cytochrome P450 CYP749A22-like. NCBI's taxonomy places the organism in Eukaryota, Viridiplantae, Streptophyta, Magnoliopsida, Cornales, Cornaceae. The transcript is spliced from 5 exons. Bases 199 to 1743 code for a protein of 514 amino acids. Gene Ontology annotation, molecular function: monooxygenase activity; oxidoreductase activity, acting on paired donors, with incorporation or reduction of molecular oxygen; iron ion binding. The record is from RefSeq and is a predicted model, not a curated record.
CUGUAAUUUACAAGGACUUCUCUGUUCUCGGAGUGUAAACUUGUGAGUAAAUAAAUAUCUUAUGGUGUGUGACGUCUUCCAUGAUCAAAGCAACCCCAUAUAUCCAAUAAACAAAAGUAAAAAGUAUAGAAAGACCUUAAAAAAACUGGAGAUCAACCAUUUGGAGUAGAGAGUGUCAAAGGGUGAGUUUAAAGAAACAUGAGUUUUGUGGGAACCUUGGUAGUCCUUCUAUCAAGCUCUCUGUGUCUGUUCAUCCUCUUAACACUCAUCAAGUUCCUUCACAAGGUAUGGUGGACUCCGAUUCGCGUGCAACGCGCGUUGAGGUCACAGGGAAUCAAAGGCCCUUCCUACAGAUUCUUCCAUGGAAACACGAAAGAAAUACUCAGACUGAGGAAGGAAUCCACCAGCAAACCUAUGGAACUAUCACAUCACUUGUUUCCCAGAAUCCUCCCAGACAUUUACUUAUGGUUCAACAUAUAUGGGAAGAAUUAUCUUAACUGGUAUGGUGUAAAAGCUCGAUUAGUUGUUUCGGAAUCAGAAUUGGCUAAAGAUGUACUGAACAAUAAAGAUAGAGCUUAUACAAAGUUCGAAGCUGAAGGGUAUUUGAAAAAGCUGUUAGGAGAUGGUCUCGUAACUUCUGAAGGUGAAAAAUGGGUGAAAGUACGAAAACUGGCCAAUCAUGCUUUCCAUGCAGAUAGGUUGAAAAAUAUGAUUCCGGAAAUGAUUGCGAGCGUGGAGAUGAUGCUAGAGAGGUGGAAACAGUAUGAAGGAAAAGAGGUGGAGGUGUAUGCAGAGUUGAGGAUAUUAACAUCAGAAGUGAUUUCCAGAACAGCUUUUGGGAGCAGCUAUUUACAGGGGAAGGACAUUUUUCAGAUGUUGAUGAGGUUGUCCGUCUUAACUGCCAGAAAUACUUUCAAAAUUAAGCUUCCUGGCCUCAGCAAGUUCUUCAAAACUGCUGAUGAUAUAGAAGCAGAUAAACUUGAACAGGGAAUACGAGAUUCCAUUAUAAGGAUUAUAAAGAAAAGAGAGGAGGGGAUGACUGAAGAAGUAGACAGCUUCGGGACUGAUUAUCUUGGAUUACUGGUGAAGGCUUAUCAUGAUGCUGAUGAAAAGAAUAGGAUUACAGUAGAAAAUGUAAUUGAUGAAUGCAAGACCUUUUACCUUGCUGGACAGGAAACUACAGCAACCUUGCUUGUAUGGACUAUUCUUCUCCUAGCAAUUCACACAGAUUGGCAAGAGAAAGUGAGGCAGGAGGUGCUCGAGUUAUUUGGCAACCAACAUCCCAAUUCAGAAGGCAUUGGAAGGUUGAAAAUAAUGAACAUGAUCAUCAAUGAGUCUCUAAGACUAUAUCCUCCAGUGAUGUCAGCUGUGAGAAAAGCUAGACGCGAGGUCAAAUUGGGGAAGUUUAUUAUCCCAGCCAAUACAAGCCUGCAGAUUCCGACUCUGGCUUUCCAUCACGACCCUCAAAUAUGGGGAGAAGAUGUGCUUCUUUUCAACCCAGAGAGGUUUUCUGAAGGGGUUGCGAAAGCCACCAAUAACAACCCAACCGCGUUUCUUCCCUUCAGUAUGGGACCUCGGAAUUGUGUAGGAAUGAAUUUUGCCAUCAAUGAAGCCAAGAUUGCUCUGUCGAUGAUUCUGCAGCGCUAUAGCUUCACCCUCUCCCCGACUUAUAUUCACUCACCAGUUCCGAUUGUGACAGUAUGCCCACAGCUCGGAGUUCAGGUAAUAAUCCAUCCUGUGUAGUGUGCAGCACCAGAAUUGUUAGUAUAAUGUGGAAUGGAUGAAUAAUUCAACAGAUAUUGAUACUUGAAUUUUGAUGCAUUAUGAGUUUAAGGUGACUGGAAGAUCCUUUAUGUAGAUAAAUGGCAGUCAGAAUGUAAUAUCAUAUAACUUGAUGAUUUUUUUGUUUUUGUUUUUCCAUUAUAAUAUAAGUUUCUAAAGACUAGAAUGUUUGGUUA